Molecule: messenger RNA, 2191 nt
Organism: Amaranthus tricolor (Joseph's coat)
Lineage: Eukaryota; Viridiplantae; Streptophyta; Magnoliopsida; Caryophyllales; Amaranthaceae
Product: GDP-mannose transporter GONST3-like
Exons: 4
Coding region: 445-1569 (374 amino acids)
Cellular component (GO): Golgi apparatus
Molecular function (GO): GDP-fucose transmembrane transporter activity; antiporter activity
Source: RefSeq, a predicted model, not a curated record
CCAGAGGGAAGAGGAGACCAGGUGUGGAAAUGAGGAAAGCGUCGGACCAUUAACAUCCAAAAUAAUUGGUCACCAAUAGUAACAUCAAAUAGAACCAAAACUUAGUAUGGAAUUAGAAGCCACUUAAUUUUGAAAAAUAAGUUUUUAUGAAGCUUAUUUUGGAAUCAUUUUUAGAGGAAACAAGCUUUCAAAUUUUCACUGCCGGCUAGUCGGUAGAAACUGGAAAAGGAUUAAUUCCAAGUCCUAAGCAGUAAACAUCCUGAUUUCCUAUUUCCUACCUAAAAAAAUUCUCCUAUUCUGCAUUCCUGUUUGGCUACUCCCACUGCUUUGUUCUACAAUCAUUUGCGUCUGGUCACCUUCCUCUCUAUCAAUCUCUGGAAAAUAGCGCGGAGCUCCGGCACACAGUACACUCGCCAUAUUCUAUAUUCAACUCGCAUUUUCUUGAUGUCCGGCGACCUCGAGAAUCCAAAGUCCACUGAAGUGAAUAAAAAUGUAGAUGCAACUGGUUCCUCUGGGACUGAAGUACGAGUGACAUGGAAUGGUUUCUUGAUGCAACAGGCAUCAGUAUAUGGAGUAGCUGCUGGCUAUUGCCUGUCGGCAUCUUUGCUCUCAAUCAUCAACAAAUGGGCUGUAAUGAAAUUCCCGUAUCCUGGUGCACUAACUGCACUGCAGUAUUUCACCAGUGCAGCAGGCGUUUUAGUUUGUGGCUGGCUAAAGUGGGUAGAACAUGACCGCCUUGACCUUAUGACCAUGUGGCGGUUCCUUCCUGCUGCAAUUAUCUUCUAUCUCUCUCUUUUCACCAAUAGUGAGCUCCUCCUCCAUGCGAACGUAGACACAUUCAUUGUCUUCCGCUCGGCAGUCCCCAUCUUUGUUGCCAUCGGAGAGACCCUCUUUCUGCAUCAGCCAUGGCCAUCAGUCAAAACUUGGGCCUCAAUUGCCACUAUCUUUGGUGGGAGUGUCCUAUAUGUGAUCACCGAUUAUCAGUUCACAGUGAUGGCUUACAGCUGGGCUUUAGCUUACCUAGUUAGUAUGUCUAUUGAUUUUGUUUACAUAAAACAUGUGGUUAUGACCAUUGGUUUGAACACAUGGGGCUUAGUCUUGUACAACAAUCUUGAAGCUCUUCUACUCUUUCCACUAGAGCUGUUUAUAAUGGGCGAGCUGAAGAAAAUAAAACAUGAGAUAGCUGACGAGUCUGAUUGGUAUUCAUUUGGUGUCAUCCUGCCCGUGGCUUUGUCAUGCUUGUUUGGACUUUCGAUCUCUUUCUUUGGCUUCUCUUGCCGAAAAGCUAUCUCCGCCACAGGCUUUACAGUUCUUGGAAUAGUUAACAAGUUAUUAACCGUUGUUAUCAACCUUAUAAUCUGGGAUAAACAUUCAACUCUUGUCGGAACAGUUGGUCUUCUUAUCUGUAUGUCGGGUGGUGUUAUGUAUCAGCAGUCUACAAGCAAACCAAAGCCCGUGAAAGCCACAGAGCCACACGAAAGCCAAGAGGAAGAACAAAAACUGUUGGAGAUGCAGAACAAUAAAGAAGAUCAUAACAAUUUAGAGUCAAGUUCCAAAGUAGAAGAAUAAUAAGACUUUUUUGCUGCUCAAGGACUGUACUCUCUACUGCCACGCGAAGGGAUCAUAAUCUUCCUGGAAAGAUCAGAUGCAUUUUGAGGUAAAAAAGCAGUGCCACUUGUUAGGUCUUUUUUUGUCGAUUACAAUUGGCAAGCAGUGUAUUGUUCUUGUAAUUUGCCUGGCCGAGACUUUACCGUUUCAACUACCAUAUAGAAGAAACCUAUUCAUUCCAGAAUCUUAUUCUUUGCAUGUCCAGUUUUUGCUAAUUGCAGAACAGCAAGUCGAAAUUGUACUGACUGUAGAACAGCAAGUCAAAAUUAUGCAGUGAAAUUAACUAAACUAAUGAGUCGGAACUUGAAGGAACCAUAUCAUCUCGUUCAAAGACUUGUACUCUGUCCUAAUUUAUUGCUACAAAUGAUAUUUUAUUAAUUUAUUGCUACUAAUACAAUUAUUAGCGUGUAUGUUGCUUGUUUUGAGGUUGUCUCAUCGAGAGACAAUCUCUCAUAAGAGUAGCUUAUGAUAUUUUGUUGCUUUUAUAGGUUAGGUUUGGAUUUUGAUUUGGAAUAUUCAUUAAAACAAACCAAAAAAAAACUUUUCUUUCACAUUUUGAUCAUAAUUUCUUAUUAGAUAAACU